UGCAGUCCGGUCUGGGUAACCUCCUCCCCGGUGUUUGUGUAUGUGGAAUGCGGGUCAAGCGGAACUCACGGCCAAAAAACCUGCGCUUCACACAUCAAAAAACUCAAAAACACCGGCUUUCAUCGGCCUGAAGUGCUCUGUAUGUACCGUCCAAUUCUUUUCUUCAACUACAAGCAGGUUUUAAGUCAUGUUGCAUAGAUAUAUUUGUCAGAAUGUUUCUUAACGAUGUUCUUAUUUUGAACGAGUCGAUGUUUUUCUAGUAUGGUCGCACGAGCAACGCGACAUCGUCAUUUCAAAAUGGCGCCAAAGAUUAACCUCAGCCAGUGGAUCAGCCAGUAAAGCCAGUAAAGCCCUGUUGGCUAGCAACCUCAAGAUAGCACAACAACACUGUUGUACUAGUUAUUUAAGGUAGUCAGUUAGAAACAUUCAUGAGCGUGUUCACGUGAUGGGUAGUUUGUUUUUGAAUCAAUUAUUGACCCUUAACCCUUUACAAAUAACUGACCUAGAGAAGCUAACAUUAUGCUAGCAGCGUUAGCUAAUGAUAACUAGCUACCUGUAGCCUCCAGCUAACGAGCUAGCCGAUGUUGCUAACCUACAAACGUCAGCUAAAGUUAACGUCCAGACUAACGCAUGUAUAUAAAAAUAGGCGUAGCGUUAACCCUGUUGAUAGUAACCGCCACUUAAUGCUAAAUGUCUUAUUUGAAGUUGACGUAGCAACAUUCUUGUGGUAGAAAAACAUUCUACGUAUAGGCCCGCGUGUUGCGUAACGGUAGUUCUAGCUAGCUAGCAUUUGCAGUGUGAUUCACAAAAUCGCAACGCUAUGUGGUCUAAAAUUAUAGCUAAUUAGCGUCCACCGUUGUAAAAAUUACACGAAUCUUGCCCUGCGUGUGUUAACCAUGUUGUCAGGCUUUAACAGUAUAUAGGCCACCUUGUGUUUUAGUCUAGCUAGCUAACGUUAGCUGCUCGUUAUUUAGCCGAUACUUUCGGUUGCAUGUUUGCUGGAAGAAGGGGCGUCACACAAGCUAGCCUGCUGUUAGCCUGUUAGCACCUUUCCUCCUUGUGCACGCUGCCGGCAGAUCCUAAAAUAUGUCCACAUGUCGGGAGUAUUAGAGUCCCCGCUGAUGCUUUCUGCACGUCGCAAGCCGAACUCGUACAAAGGCGUUGUUUCCUGCCCGUGUUGCAUGUGGUUGCUUAUUCUGACUGUGGUAUGUAUGUACACAUCAACAUUAGAUACGGGGGCUGUCUGUGUGCUGUCAGAUAGCGACGUGUCAUUACUACUGUUUUACUUUGAUAUCUACCUGUUUAUGUUGAAGAAACCUAAUGUUUUUAAUAGAGUAGAGCUGUUGUAAACAUUGAGAGACAUUCAAAACUAUCUGCAGAAGAUGAGCAAGUGGCUGCAGGGAUAGUCUGCUGGUUGUUUGGUCUAGAAAUGAUCUUAAAUCAGCAAAUGAACUGUGUUCAGCAGCAGCGUGAGUGCUUUAACAUGUCGGUAAUGUUUAUGUCAUGCGUUUGCUUUUAUUUAUGGUAGAAACUUGAUGUGUAAUUGUUGAUGAUUCUGUAAUUGAUUUCUGUUGUCUUAUAAAGUUGUUGCCUUGUUAACUUGCUCAUCAAGUAUGUCAUGGAUUAAUCAUUGUGUGUUGUGACAUGUCAGUUUUUGAGACUCCCAAAUGUUUAAAAUGUUCUUUUAUCAUAACUGUUAUAUCUUGUAGAUGGUCAUCAAUCCAUUGUUUAACUGAACCUCCUGUCUAGUUUGUGUGAAGUCUCCCUAAGCCGGAGCUCCGCAGACGGACGAAGAUGAUGAAGAGGACCAGGCACCCCAGCAGCAGCGAUGACUCUGACAAUGGAAGUAAUUCCACCUGCUGGUCACAACACUCCUCACAGCCUAGGAGGGGGACCGGUCAGAAAGCCUCCGAGGUUUUCAGGACUGACCUGAUCACCGCCAUGAAGGUGCACGACUCGUACCAGCUGAACCCGGAGGAGUACUACAUCCUGGCCGACCCGUGGCGGCAGGACUGGGAGAAGGGCGUCCAGGUUCCCGUCAGCCCCCAGUCCAUCCCACUACCGGUCACCAGGGUGUUGGCCGAGAAAGGAAAGGAGGUCAUGUUCGUCAAGCCAAAGAAGAUGAUCCGGACGUCGGGCGCCGAGGCGCUGGGCUACGUGGACAUCCGGACGCUGGCGGAGGGGAUGUGCCGCUACGACCUGAACGAGGAGGACGCGGCCUGGCUGCAGACUGCCAACUGGGAGUUUGCAGAGAUGGCCAUGCCACCGCUGGACGAGAUCACCAUGGAGCGGGCGAUGGAGGAGUUUGAGCGCUGCUGCCACGAAAACAUGACGCACGCCACGGAGACGGAGGAGGGGCUGGGCAUCGAGUAUGACGAGGACGUCGUGUGUGACGUCUGCCGGUCGCCCGACGGGGAGGACAACAACGAGAUGGUGUUCUGCGACAAGUGCAACAUCUGCGUUCACCAGGCCUGUUACGGGAUCCAGAAAGUCCCAAAGGGCAGCUGGCUGUGCCGGAUCUGCGCACUCGGCAUUCUGCCAAAGUGCCAGUUAUGUCCGAAGAAGGGGGGGGCCAUGAAGCCCACCCGGAGCGGAACCAAGUGGGUCCACGUCAGCUGUGCCUUGUGGAUCCCAGAGGUGAGCAUCGGGAACCCGGAGAAGAUGGAGCCGAUCACCAACGUGUCCCACAUCCCCAGCAACAGGUGGGCUCUGAUGUGCUGCCUGUGCAAAGAGAAGGCCGGAGCGUGCAUUCAGUGUUCGGCGAAAAACUGCCGGACGGCCUUCCACGUGACGUGCGGCCUCCACGCCGGCCUGGAGAUGAACACCAUCCUCACGGAGGACGACGAGGUCAAGUUCAAGUCCUACUGCCCCAAACACUCGGGGCUCGAGGGCGCCGAGUCCAGGGACCGAGACUCGGGAGGCGAGGAGGAGAAGGAGAGCGCCAGAGACAAGAAGGGCAAGAGGAGAGGCAGGGUGAGAGAGGAGGAGGACGCCUCCCCCUGUUCCUCGUCCUACGUGGCUCCACAGAUCACCGUCAGGGCGCCCAGCGACCUCGAGCUGCUCGCCAGCCGCCAGCAGGAGAAGAGAGUCAGCCUGCGCAAGCUGAAGCUGCAGCAGAUGGAGGAAGAGUUCUACCAGUUUGUGGAGGUGGAGGAGGUGGCCGGUCACCUGAAGCUGCAGCCGGAGGUGGUGGACUUCCUGUUUCAGUACUGGAAGCUGAAGCGCAAAGCCAACUUCAACCAGCCGCUCCUCACGCCCAAGAAGGAUGAGGAGGAGAGCCUAGCGCGCCGCGAGCACGAGGUGCUGCUGCGACGCCUGCAGCUCUUCACGCACCUGCGGCAGGACCUGGAGAGGGUCCGUAACCUCACCUACAUGGUGACUCGGAGGGAGAAGAUGAAGCGCUCGCUGUGGAGGGUCCAGGAGCAGAUCUUCCAGCAACAAGUCCGGCUGCUCGACCACGAGCUGCUCUCGGGCGAUCCUCCAGAGAAGCUCUCCUCGCUGGGCUGGUUGUCCUCUCAGGGCUCCCAGUCUCGCUCCUCCAUGAAAACCAAACCGCCGUCUUUAAAGCAGGAAAAAAGGAAGAGCGGGUACAGAAAGGGCCUCUCUGACUCCGCCCACUCUCACAGGAAGGAGAAUCUGAGCAAACCUCUGGAGACGAGGGACAGUAGAAGCUCCCGGAUCAGAGAGUCGGGGCCCGCCGAGGACACGAGCGACGCCAAAACCCACAACUCUGAGAUCAGCCAGGAGAUCCAGAUCCCAAAGCUUCACAAGCCAGCGGUCGUUCAGCAGACGAUCACCGUCAAGCUGCACCGAGCCGAGUGCAGGAAAGGCCCCCGGAGGGAGGCCCCGGGGCCCGAACACGAGGCGCUGUCUAGACGGAAACGAGAAAACGACCACGAGCAAGAGGAGAGGAGGAGGAAGAGGAGGAGCGACACGACGGAAAGCUUCCCCAGCCAGGAGAAGAACAGGUUCGGGUCGAAACAGCUAGAGAAAACUGUGUCCAUCCGGCUGGUGGACAUCAGGAACUCUGACAACGACGACUACUUCCUGGACGAACGGAUGACCAAAAGAAGCCCCGCCUCUCUGGAGCUGACGACCAACACUAAACUCAAUCGGGCCAAUGAGAUUUCAGCCGCCGCCAAAGCUAAAACCAACGGCUGGCUCAGGAAAACUCAGACGAACGGCUCACACACAACCAACAGACACGUGGGCGGACAUCUUAGAAGCUGGGGGAAGUUCAGGAUCCCGAAGAGGAGAGAGAGGCCUCUGACGGCAGACGACGAGGAGGAAGAGGAAGAGGAGGAGCACCGCAAGACCCCGGAGCCGUCGUACCCGAAGACCAGACUCCGCACGGGGGCGGAGAGCGACGGCUACGCCUCCGACUCCAAACCGGGCGACGGCGAGCCGGAGCCCUGCCUGAAGCGAUGCCACUCCCACCAGCUGAGGGGCGACUCGUCGCUCGGCCGGCGCUACGGGUCCGACAUCAUCCGCCGAGGCGUGCUGGCCUCCUGAUGGCGGAGCAACACGUUAAGAGAUAAGCUGCACUGUGUCAGUCGGAGAGGAACCACGUCGCUCUUUGUACCUUUUUAAUUUUUUUUCCUCGACGAAUCGUAGAAAUGCCUGAUGAUUGAAAAAACACAGAGCUGAUAUUUAUUUUUUAUUUGUAACAUAUGUAAAUCUGGGAAAUAUUUUACUUUAUUUUGAGCUAGUUUUUUUUUUCUCUUAAAAGUAGAAAGAUGUCAAGUUGCCACUUAAACGCUCGCUCAGCGUAUUUACAAGCAGAAGCGUCCACGCGGGAGAAGUCGUGGAUGUUGCUCGGGACCAUAAGCUUGCAAUGUAGUUGGUCUUUAGACAAAGUAUUAAACUCAGUUGCACUUAGAUGAAAACGCUGACGCGGAUAAUCGCCGUGUCAGCGGAAUAGGAUUCUUUAGGUCUUUGUUUUUUUGAAUCAAGCUUCAUCGGACGUUAACAGCUACAGACAGUCAAACUGCCCUUUUAUCGCUAUUUAAACUCCGGCUGUCUUCAUCUCUUCAGUCUGCGAUUGUUGAACGUUAUGAACUUGGAAACCACACAAAUGAAUUCAGAAUGACGUUUUCCUUCAUCAGCACUAAAGUGUAAUUGAACUGCGAUCGUAUCGUAUCCAUCAUGUGCCUAACUUUUAUUUGAAGCGUUUGCACUACGAGAGGACGGCACAGUUGUGAGGUAUGAGUAGAGUUAUUUUUACACUGAAAGAUUUAAAGAAGCGUUUUGUACCCUCGGCCGCUGCUGUACUGCUGUUAUGCAAAAUGAAACUUGUUUUUGUCGUUGUCUUAAAGAGGAAUAAAAACUCUGGAGGACUGAAGUCUGGGAUCCGUACUUGACUUAUCUUUACGAACAACUCCCGAACAAGUUCAUCCAUUAGAAUACAGCAAACGUUAUUCUGAGGAGGAAGUUCCUAAUGCUGAAACAAUGCUGACUUUCUACAGAAGUAACAAAGGAAUAAAACACUUUUUUUUUUUUAAGCUGAAAUGAGUUGUUAAUCUGCAACUAUUUUGGUAAUCGGUUAAUAAUUAAAGUCAUAUUUCAAACAAAAACAAAAACAUGCUAAUUCAAGAUUUCCAGACGUGAGUAUUUACUGCUUGUGUUUUAUAUAUUUGGGGUUUGUGUUGGUCGGCAAAAACAAGACAUUUGAAGCUCGGGGAAACUUGACGUGUGCAUUUAUAGACCUUACAAUUAAGAAAAUAAUCUGCAGAUGAAUCUAAUAUAGUUACAGCCUUUUCUAUUUUACUGUAUCUUACAUUGAGAAAUAUAAAUGUUUUUCUGGAAAUCCCUCUUUUUACAAAAGUAGUAUCUGAAUAGCUUUUCCUAAAUAAAAUCUUAAAACAAAAUGUCAUUACAGAAACUGUCGGAAAAGUAAAUAUAGUAUAGUAUGUCAAAAAUGUAAAAGUAUAGCAUGUCGAAACGAGUCCAAAAAAAGUCAGUAUAUGUCG
Molecule: messenger RNA, 5969 nt
Organism: Anarrhichthys ocellatus (wolf-eel)
Lineage: Eukaryota; Metazoa; Chordata; Actinopteri; Perciformes; Anarhichadidae
Gene: jade1
Product: jade family PHD finger 1
Exons: 10
Coding region: 1795-4512 (905 amino acids)
Biological process (GO): regulation of transcription by RNA polymerase II
Cellular component (GO): histone acetyltransferase complex
Source: RefSeq, a predicted model, not a curated record